AUGUCGGAACUGAGCUUUGCCAAAUCUUUUCUCUCCGCACUCGACUCUCGUCCCAUCAAGCUGCGGGCUGACCAUGUCUUCGACCCUGAACAAAUUGGGCUGCGUGUGCCUUACACUCUCCCCCGCCUUCAAGCCCCGCAUCCCGAGAUGCCCAAGAAAGCCAGAGCAGCACAAGCACCAGGCUCCUCCAAAUCUAUCACUGUUAACGUGAAGUCCGCUCGCAACCCCGCUCUCGAAUUCUCUCUCCCCAAAGUUCCUCUCAGUACGACGUCUGUGCAAGACCUGAAAGAUGCCGUCAAGCAGCGUGUUACAGAUGCGCAAGGAAACCCUGUGGCACUGGACAAGAUCAAGAUCCUUUACCGCCGCAAGCCUAUUCCAGGAACUGGAAAGACAGUAGCAGAGAUUCUGGCAGAUGAGCCGGAGAUGUUGAUUGGCGGUAAGGAGGUUGAAUUUGGGGUUAUGAUCAUCGGAGGAGCCAAGACAAUCGAGAUUGAGGAGGCUCAACCGGCUGCAGAGCCACGAGAUGUAUCUCCACCCAAGCCUGCUGUUGGACCUAGUGGUGCCGAAGUUGUGCAAACGGAAGCUUUUUGGAAUGAUCUCCAGGGUUACCUUGAGCAGCGAUUGAAGGAUGAUCAAGAGGCCAAGAGAUUAAGGGAAUUAUUCAAGAGCUCAUGGAGCUCGAGUCAGUGA
Molecule: messenger RNA, 690 nt
Organism: Penicillium malachiteum
Lineage: Eukaryota; Fungi; Ascomycota; Eurotiomycetes; Eurotiales; Aspergillaceae
Exons: 2
Coding region: 1-690 (229 amino acids)
Source: RefSeq, a predicted model, not a curated record